This is a messenger RNA of Asparagus officinalis (garden asparagus), 921 nucleotides long. RefSeq lists its product as uncharacterized. The transcript is spliced from 3 exons. Bases 1 to 921 code for a protein of 306 amino acids. NCBI's taxonomy places the organism in Eukaryota, Viridiplantae, Streptophyta, Magnoliopsida, Asparagales, Asparagaceae. Gene Ontology annotation, molecular function: protein dimerization activity. The record is from RefSeq and is a predicted model, not a curated record.
AUGGGGUUUGUGUAUGGAGACAUGAUGAAGGCUAAGGAGGAAAUCAAAGAGGCCUUUCAGGAUGAAGAGAAGAAAUAUCUUCUUAUAGAGAAGAUUAUUGAUAAGAGAUUUGAUGUCAAGCUUAAAGAACCACUCCAUAAAGCAGGAUAUUAUUUAAAUCCUUAUUUCUACUAUCCAAAUCUUAUGGAGAUUGAAAGAGAUGGAAGUUUCUUGAGUUGCCUUGUUGAUUGUAUGAAUAAAUUCUAUCCAGAUGAUGGUGACAUGCUUGGCAAGAUUGGAGACCAACUCUCUGAUUAUCAGCAUCAAAGAGGAUCAUUCGGGAGAGAACUUGCAAAGAGAGAAGCAAAAAAGCCUAAUAAUAAUCCGGUUAUAUGGUGGAAACUUUUUGGCAUUGACGCUUCCGAGUUGAGGAUGAUGGCAAUGAGAAUUUUGAGCUUAACAAGUAGCUCUUCAGCAUGUGAAAGGAAUUGGAGCACCUUCGAGAUGAUUCAUACAAAAAAGAGAAAUAGACUAACACAUCGGAAAUUGCAUGAUUUGGUCUACGUCAAGUUCAAUUCAAGGUUGAAGAAUAAGCAUUCCAACAAGGGUAGAGAUCCUUUAAUUGCCUUUGAUGAUGAAGAAAGGUCCUCCGAGUGGUUGAUGACUACAAAGAAGAGAGGAGGUCAUCAUGAUGAGAGCGAUGAUGAAGUGUUUGCGGGGGAAUCCCUUACUUGGAGACAAUAUGGAGAUCUCAUUGGAGCUAAUCCUAAAAAGAGAAAGAGUGUUAGAACAAAACAAUAUAAAAGAAAGAAAAAGUUGGGAGAAUCUUCAUCAAAGGGAAAGGAGCCUUUGGAAGAUGAGGAGGAAGACAUGGAAUCUUCGGAGUAUGAUUCAGAUGAGGGAAUGGAUAAUAUUCCAACAUUUAGCUCCGAUGAAGAUUAA